GUGUCGGUGUCUCUGUUGCCCUGAAGUUGAGCUACAAGUUUUCCUCAGGUCUGUCUGAUGAGCUCAGUUCAUUUAGAAAGUUAGAAAGUGCGAUGAGCGGACAGACGGUCGCUGCGGAUUUGUCAGGACACAUGUUGGACCUGGACGAGGACGAGGACCUAGAGGUUUUCACUAAGAACUCUUCCCUGGCAGAUGGAAGCCCCAUGCCAAAUUCUCCUGGUUCCAUGGUCAACCAGUACAGACUGGAGGAGGAUGAGGAGGACCAGCUGGGUGCCUACACGAAAGACAUCUUUGUCACUGUUGACAACCCAGAGAGUAAUGUCACUGCCAUCGAGACCUUCAUCAUGUACAGAGUUGUAACUAAGACCACACGGAGUGAGUUUGACUCCAGUGAGUAUGAGGUACGACGACGCUAUCAGGACUUCUUGUGGCUCCGGAGCAGACUGGAAGAAAACCACCCAAUGCUCAUUGUCCAUCCUCUUCCAGAGAAAUUUGUAAUGAAAGGCAUGGUUGAGCGCUUCAAUGAUGAUUUCAUUGAGACCAGGAGGAAAGCCCUGCAUCGAUUCCUCAACAAGAUCUCCGAACAUCCUGUCCUGUCCUACAGCCAGCACUUCAAAGUCUUCCUCACUGCACAGGACCUGGUGUCUCAAAGGAAACAGGGUCCAGGCUUCCUGAGCAGGAUGGGGGAGACAGUGAGGGCAGUAGCCAACUCGGUACGAGGUCUUAAGAGCCGACCAGAGGAAUUCACUGUGAUGCAGGACUACAUGGAGAACUUCAGUAACAAGAUCUGCUCUGUGGACAAAGUCACCCAAAGAAUCAUUAAGGAACAACGAGAGUAUCUGGAUGAGCUGAAGCAGUACAGCCCCACCUACACCCAGUGGGCGGAGUCAGAGGAGGAGCUGUCACAGCCACUGAAGGCCAUUGCUAGUUGUGUGGAGCGCUGCAGUAAGGAAACAGAAGAGCAGAUUCACCAUUUGACUGAGGUCCUAGUCCCCACGCUGCAUGAGUACGUCCUCUGUGCUGAGACCGUGAAGGCUGUGAUGAGACGCAGAGACAACGUCCAGGCUGAGUUUGAAGCCAAGAACGAGGCCCUGGUGUCCAGAAAAGUCGACCAAGAAGCACUACAGGAGGAGGUGGAUGGUUUAGCGGACCGGGUGGAGUUGGCCAACAACGCCUUACGUGGAGAUUGGUCCCGCUGGCAGAACGGCAUGAGAACUGACCUCAGAUCGGCCUUUAUUUCCACCGCUGAAAAGAAUGUGGAGCACUACGAGAAGUGUCUGGCUGUGUGGGAGUCCUUCCUCCUGUCUCAGAGAGAAGAAUUCAGCCAGCAAAGAGGGGAAGACGCAUCUUAAAAUAUGGAGAGUAUCAAAAUGUGUCGACUGCCUCAGCUUCCUAAACAACAUGAAGCACUGUGGUGUUUCUACCAGAACCUCCAGUUAAAGACUUUGAACCACUGUCCACUUAAGUAAAAGUGCUUAAUGUAUGAAACAAGCAUUCUCUCUGUCUUUCCACCUUCUAUUUUUCUCUCUGGCCAAAGAGGUUAAUUCCAGUCUCACCAUUCCUGUGAUGACAUCACUAAAACCAGCACUGUGAUCCAAAAAUCCACAGAUUAAUGUUUACACAGAUUCAUUUGUAUUGCCAAAGGUUAAGGUUCUUCUGGCUUCUGUUUUGUGGUCCACAGUUUUUUUCUGUACAUAGCAACUGCACUCUGUGUCAGCAACAUAAUGACACAUUGAAACAUUUUGCUUAAUUUCUUGAUCAUUUAAACAAAUCUGAAAUUAUUUGGCACAGUGCGUUGCCACUCACUGAUAGUAGAGGUGACACAGUGAAUAAACAGACUGUCUACUCUUGGACUGAGUUAUGUGGGUUGGGUUCUAAUUGAACAGUACAAAUCACAUUAGCUUCAUUUGUUUUUGUUUUGGGGUUGUUUGGAAAUUUGUCAGUCAUCAUGCAUUCUUUCUAAUACGCAGACUUCAGAAGAGGCAUCCCUGAACUCAGUCACUUGUGCCCAUGUAGUGCAUCAGCAGCAUCAGUGUGAUGGAUCUAUGUCCCUGUCCAUUAUCUUUCUCAGCUCCUAACCAUAUUGUCAAGUAUUUUCCAAAAAAAAAUCCAGCUCACCUACUUUCAUGGAGCUCAGUUUAUGACAUGGAUCCAGGAGACUUGUCAGUGUAUCAUGGAAAUAAUUUUAUGAUGUGGCUGAAAAGUCAAAAAUCAGCUGAAGGCAGAAGAUUUUAUUUUACUGUUGUUAAAAACUGCUUUCCUGACAAAACAACAGAAUAUACCAAAUGAAUCCCAUCUGUUGCUGCCACGUCACCCUCUGCACCAUGAAUGUUUCCUAAAAUCCUGUUAAACAUACACAAACUUUAGUUUUCACCUUUGCUGUUACAGAGUGCGUAGGAUUCUGUUUAUACUGUCGAGCCGUGCUCAGAUGCCGGCAGAUGCAUGUUUGCUAACAGGGGCUGUCAUUCAUCUGAGUCACAAUUUAUAAUCUAACACAGUGACCAUCCCAGUUUUGAUAAUGUGUGAACUUUUAAUUACAUACACUCGCUUUUGACUGAAAUUAAGUUGCGUCUAUAAUAUAUGCUUGAAUUAAGUAAGUGGAGGGGGCAGAUUUAUGCCAAAAAGUAAACCUGAAACAUUUCAUGACAAAAUGGCUGCCGAAAGGCAUCAAACAUCACAUGAUCACAUCACAUUUACAUGCAUCUAGUUUUGAUAUCGGGCUAAUAUGUGAGAUCAGGAUGGGUAACACAAAGUACUACUGAUCUACCAUUAAUCUUCUGUGGAGAACCCUUGGAUGCUUUAUGAAAUUCACUCAAUGUUCGGUUGCUUCUGAUGAUAGAGCUUUGAAGUUUACAUGGCUGAUGAAGAUGAGCCAGUGGUAAUGUGUUUUUAGCUGAACGCCUAAAUAAUCCUUUUAUAUUCAUAAAGUCUUUUUUUCUUUCUCUCUCUUAUCAUUGUAUGUAAUAUGUAAGAAAAAAAUGUUUUCAAAAUGGAGACAUGAUAAUAAAGAUUGAUCUGACACUAUGAA
Molecule: messenger RNA, 3028 nt
Organism: Acanthochromis polyacanthus (spiny chromis)
Lineage: Eukaryota; Metazoa; Chordata; Actinopteri; Pomacentridae
Gene: snx7
Product: sorting nexin 7
Exons: 9
Coding region: 93-1352 (419 amino acids)
Molecular function (GO): phosphatidylinositol binding
Source: RefSeq, a predicted model, not a curated record